AUGGAUCAACAACACUCGUUCAAAACCAACAAAACUCAGCCCUACAUCAUGUUGGAAGACACGACGACGCCACCAAAACUGGCCGAGGCAUACAUGAGGAGAGGCGAAGAUGGACCCGGAGGUCUGCAGGGCAAUUGGGACAGCAAGAGGCAGCAAAGACCACGCCAGGACGAGUAUGGACCGCCGUCGUCGAGAGGUGCCAGCAGCCCGGAGCCAACUGAUGGAUUCAAGGGAUUUCCGGCGAAAAGACCGUCACUGAAAAGGGCCGUGGGGGCCAUGCUGUCCCGUUGGGUCAUCGUGCUGUUCCUGAUCGGAGGAAUCUAUGCCGUCCUCUACACGUUCUCCAGCGAGCCGGUGUUGAGCAAGAGGAGGAAGCGGGUGUUCAACGCGCUCAUCACCGGCUUCUCCAUCGGCCUCGCCCUGAUGGUGGUUAGCUUCAUGAACAAGAUCGUCGGCGAUCUGCGCUGGUUCAUCCUGAGCCGGCGUUCCUUUUCACAUGGCAAGGUCGAGGCCAUCCUGCAGGCCCACAGCCUGACGCGCAUCGCGAAGCUGAUCAUGAGCUCCAAGCGGCUUCCCGUCUUGGCCGUCGCAUCGCUCUGGCUCUUCAUUGCGCUAGCUGCCCAGAUCGCACUCGCCUCGCUCGGUCUUUGCUUCUCGGUCGAGAACGCGGAGGACAAGGCUCUGUUGGUUCCCGGGAGAGUCCUGAUUCGCAACAUGACUGUCAUUUCCACGUCUUCGUCGGCUUCAACCUCACCGGCCGUGUUGAAAAAGGCUCGGCAGUACACUGCCAACAGCUUUGGCGUGUUUUCCCAAGCGUACGCCGUCGCCGGGCCUGAGAAGAAACCCGAGUCGGGUGAUCUUUACUAUGCAGACAAUCCACUUUACUUUUGCGACCCCAAGCUGCAGCAAUCGAACUGCUCCUACGUGUUCCACGAGCUCAACCCCAACACCAUCAACAACAACGAUCGUUUGCCCGUCACGGCCGCCACGGAUCGCUCCAUCGAGGUCCGCACCGAAUGCCGCGCAUUCCCCGUCAUCGAGGGCGGAAACGGCACCCAGUCAAACAUCACGAUCCGACUAACCGAAAACCAGAGGGGGAUCGUCAACCUGCCGGUCCGAGGCGGUCUCGAUCAAAACACUUACAUGACCGACAUGCGGUUGGAAUGCGGGCCCCGCUGCGCCAUCGUCACGAUGUUCGAGGCAGCCUUCCCCGAAGCGUGGUGGUACAACUGUACGGUUUCUGUGGGCGAUGUCGAGGGCGCCACCCGGCCCGAGGAGAAGGUGGGCGAUGAGCUGGCCAGGAUGGCUGCGGCGGGUAUCGCCCUACAGGGUUUCGCCUCGGUGUCUGCUGAUGCUCCUUCGGGCGUCCAGAACAAGGAGACCGAAGUGGUGGUCCAGUCACAGGUCUACCCUUCAGAGAACCUAUACGGUACACCAUUCAGCGGCUCAGCCACUUCUUUGGCUGCCAUCAUGUCGAGGUUCGCCACUGGAGUCAUUGCCGUCGCCGGCGAGAACAACGAGGCAAUCACCGUAUCGGGGAUGAUGCCCGAGAUUGGGAACAAGCUCAAGAUGGAGCACUGGCCCAUCAUCCAUGUUAUACUGAUUGCCACCGCAACUGGUUUGCUUGUGCUUGGGUUGACCGGCGUGCUACUUGCGCACAAGAUUGUGAUUCCACAACAGUCGCCCAUCGUCGAGGCCCAGGUGCUCAAGUCCAUGGUCAAGGCCGCCGUCCGCUACACAGAGGCGGGUCGCCGCCAGAAGCAAUCGGCCGAGCACAGGAGAGGCGACAGCUCGAUGGGAAGAAAUUCGGCCGAAUCGAGACAAGACAAGUCAAUGUGGAUAUACAAGGACAAGUAUUGUGGCAACGGGAUAUACGACCUUUACAUGGAGGAGGUGACUCCGUUUAACUGA
Molecule: messenger RNA, 1911 nt
Organism: Pyricularia pennisetigena
Lineage: Eukaryota; Fungi; Ascomycota; Sordariomycetes; Magnaporthales; Pyriculariaceae
Exons: 3
Coding region: 1-1911 (636 amino acids)
Source: RefSeq, a predicted model, not a curated record